AUAUAGUGGAAACCUGUUGCCCAUCUUUCGAUCAGUCUGGAAGCCACGACGGAGACGCAGAGUUUGGCCGCAGGAGCGACUAGAGCUGCACGCAAACCGCCAACGUCACGUCUCAAAUUGGCGACAUAAUUUCAACAAGACUUUAUUCGCCGUUCCUCAGAUUUCUUCACAUUCCUACAGAUCCAACAUCGGCGCUUUGGAACCUACGACCUAUCUCCACCGCAUAAACACUUCAACAGCCCCCGAAGAAGGCAAAACUUACCUCACCACCACCAUGCUCAGCCUCCACACGCUGGCCAACCUAAUCGUCACCAGCUUCCUUCUCGCACCGCCUACAACCGCUCUUCCACUUUGGCCCAACAACACGACUCCCGCCGCUGUUCCGACCGCCUGCAGUUCGCCGACUUCCAACCCCACCGCCGAGAUUGCCCCAGCCUGCCAAAGCUUCUACCCGACCUCUUACCGCAUCAUGAACUCGCGUUAUCCCACGUGGGACCAAACACCUCUUCACGGCAACCAAGACUUCGUCAUGCUUCUCCGCCAGCGCGCGGAUACGUUUCAGGUCGCGACGCAGGUCCAGUUCGAUGGACUGGGGGAUGUCGCGCCGCCGAACAGCAGCAGCACUUGUCGCCUGCAAUUCCAGCUACCCGCCAAAGAUAUGCAGACUGUGCUAGGUCCCGCGCCGGUGGUGGAUGUAUAUCAAGUGGAAAGGGAGGCGGGAUCGCCUGCAUCGUGGUCUACCUACGAGCCCGCGUUGGCCGCAAGCUCAAAUGGGAGUGUUUCCGCACCACGAUUGUUUGGUUCCAUAAACGGAAGUCUGGCAGCCCAAGAGACGGCUUGGAAUCAGUCGGUGGGGUUGGUGGAUGUGGGGGCGACGUUUUGCAAUGCGACGUUGACGUGGCAGAUGGCCAUGGCGAUUGACGGGGGCGACGAGGUCAACUACUGGGAUUUUAUAGGUGUGGACCCGCCUUUUAAUCCAGUGCAGGGGUUUAGAGUUAUUACGGGGUGCUAGUGCGUAGAGUAAAUGGGCAGGUCGGUGAUGGGGGGAGGU
Messenger RNA from Paraphaeosphaeria sporulosa, 1051 nucleotides. RefSeq lists its product as uncharacterized. Lineage: Eukaryota; Fungi; Ascomycota; Dothideomycetes; Pleosporales; Didymosphaeriaceae. The record is from RefSeq and is a predicted model, not a curated record. Bases 275 to 1012 code for a protein of 245 amino acids. The transcript has a single exon.